Messenger RNA from Acanthoscelides obtectus, 410 nucleotides. NCBI's taxonomy places the organism in Eukaryota, Metazoa, Arthropoda, Insecta, Coleoptera, Chrysomelidae. The record is from the annotation of a GenBank genome assembly.
CUAGGAAAUACUCGCAUAUAUCGGGAGUAUGUGGUUAGAAGAGGUGGGCCACAACCGGCGAUAUAUCUCGACUAGUGUGUUUUUCUGCGCGUCCAUAAUGGGUAUCAGAGCCAUUGUCCGAAGCAGAAACAUAUCCCAUACUCCAGUGCACACAAUACUACGCUCGGAGAACAUGCAUCCUUACCAUGUACAAAGAGUACAUGAAUUCAUUCCAAGCGACUAUGCACACAGGGUUGAAUUUUGUGAGAAUAUGUUGUGACGGUGCGAAGAGGAUGAAACUUUUUUCGACAGCAUCUUAUGGACAGAUAAAUCCAACUUUAACCGAAACGGAGUAUUUAACAUGCACAAUUCUCCAUCAACACGCUAUUCGCCGACACAGCUUUCAACGUCAGUUCAGCGUUAAUUUGCGG